This is a messenger RNA of Seminavis robusta, 2881 nucleotides long. The record is from the annotation of a GenBank genome assembly. NCBI's taxonomy places the organism in Eukaryota, Bacillariophyta, Bacillariophyceae, Naviculales, Naviculaceae.
GUACUGGUGCGCGCUGGAGGCAUUUUCCAGUUGAUCGCGCUUCGCAAAAGCGCUUCGGAUGCUCAUCUUUCGCCACAUUUCCCAGUUUGCGUUCUGCGGUGGUCGGCCGGUAGAAAUCCUCUAGAGCUGGCUAGCAAUUAGUAGAGCCUGAACCACCAUGAACCAUCAAAUGAUGAUGGGUAUGGAGAUGCCUCCGUCAAGCGGUAUGUCUCACCACAGCUCGGUCCCAAUGGCAAUGCAGACUCCAGGUCCACAGCGUACCAUCCACGUCCAGCAUCCCGUGGAGGGUAUGGUUGUGCAUGAGUUAGGUCCCCAUGACGUUUUGCUGGGUCGAGGUGGAGGCACCAAUAACUACUGUGGAAAUGUCAAGUUUCGCAAGCUUGUGAAUGAGCACAAGAUGAAGUAUUUGACGGUUAGUAAGGUCGAGAAGCCGAAUGUGGCUCGAGAAGUUGUCGCUAUUUGGAGGAAGCUGAACCCUCCUGGUCGCUUUCUAGCAAAGCAAGAAGACCCAAACGCCAAGAGACAGCAGGAGGGAUCUAACGGCUCUGAUGGGGGGCAACAACAACAGCCUCCUAAGCCAAGACAGGUGUGGGUAGAAGUGGGAAACCAGAAAGCACGGGAAAAGGCAUCUCAGUGUCUUCGAGAACGAACACCAGAUGUUCUGCCUCUGAUUCGGCAAAUGAAGGAACAGGCACAGCAACAAGUGACAGAAGGGAAAAGACGGGUUGCUUCAGGUUCAAGGGACAGCAGUAACGAUACUGCACAGUCUAGAACAAAGAGCAAGAGCCCCAGACCCCAUAGUAACAAAAGUAGUUCGAAUACAAACGAGCAAACACUGACUAAUCCUCGAUCCAGGUCAAACUCGCCCACUGAUAAAGGCGACGAAGCUAACUCAAAGGUACGCGCAAGGUCCAAAACUCCCGGAAGACAAUCCAAAAAGGUAGCACGCCUGGAUAGCAAGGCAAAGAAACAAAAGCAGGGAACAGAGUCUUCAGAUGACAUUGACAAGGCAGGUCCCGACCAAGAUGGCAGGAGGCAAACUACCGGGCCCGGUCCGGCAUUCAUGCCUGGGGGACUCACUCCUCCUCAUACUGCCAGGACCAUGGACAUGUGCAUCAACCCCAUGGCAAUGAACAUGGCACCGGACGGUAUGUCGAUGAUGUAUCCAUCGCCGAUGAUGAUGGAUAAGACCAUGAUGCGUCGCAAUAGCAUGCCGAAUGAGUGCACUCCUCAACAUCCCUCCUCAUUCAUGAACCGAAGAGGCAGUCUUCCGGCCGCCAUGCAAGCAUCCAUGGGUCAAAUGGGGACACAAACUCACCAUGGAAUGGCCAUGAACAUGUCGUCCUUCUCUCCAAAUGCUACGGCGAUGAUGCAAAUGCAAGGCAUGGGAAUGGGGAUGGGACCCGCAGGGGCUGCUGGAAUGGGCUUCGGAUCAGCGGCUUUCGGGAACAAUGGAACUCCAUUUGGAAUGCCAGGUGUCAUGCCCCCAAUGUCGCCCGCAGAUGCGGCUGCCUUUCAUAAUGGCGUCCCUUUCAUGGAUCCUCUUCAAGCACAACAGUUCUCCCAACAUGCACACCCCAUGAUGGGGCCUAUGCAAUGUUCCAUGUACUCGGUACAGCAACAGCAACUCAAGCUGCAGCAGAUGCAGAUGGAGCAGAAUCGAUUGAGGCAGCAAUUGGACGCCCAAUUGCAGAUGGAGCGUGAGAUGCAAAUUCAACACGGCAUGAAUCCUAGCUCCAUGGGUCGAGGAAUGGCCUAUGAUUCACAUGCGCAGUCACAGCAUUCCAACGGUCGCGGUGUCGAAGCUCCAGGGUUUCUGCCUAACUCAGCCAGAGGGGAACACAUUGACCCUCUUCCACUGGACUCGGAAGAACGAAACGGUGACAACGAUAACACCCCACAAGAAGAUAUACCUAUACCUCCGACCUAUCAACCUCCCCCACGAGGGUCCAGAGGUUCCGACCCUCCAACUGCUGCUGCAGUAGCCGCCGGGAACACGAACAGCCCAAGUCCCGACGACAACCUCGGAUCCAAGCUGGCUCCGGCGCAAGUAUCUCCUGACAUUCCACGCGAUGUCAUACCUUCAGAGAUUACAAGAGCAGUGCUUCCCACCAUACCGCAAGAUGUGCAUCGAGAAGCGGUUGCGGUUGCGCCUUCUAACGAUCGGGAAAGAACAUCGGACCCAGAUGGUGAAAUGACUCUUGCCGAAUAUCGUCGGACGCUGGAUGCUUAUGUGUCCACCAAUAACAUCACCAUCACAGACCAAAUAUACUCCGAUAACGAAGGCGAUGACCAUUGCAACGAGCACCAGGGUGGCAACGACGAUCUAAUGUCGGUGCGAAGCUUUGGUGACUGGCGGUAUGGUCAUCUCCGGGCUUCGCCUUCAAGAAGCACCAUGGGAAGCGUCUCUGAAAGCCGCAAUGAGGAUCCCCGUCCGGAUCCUCCUGCUGUGGGGACACCAGGGCGCGCACCCCCACGUAUACAGCGAGUGAACCGGCAACAAGCAGGUGGUUUUCGAUCUUCAUUCACCAGUCUCAGUGGCAUGAGUGUUCUGUCGGCAAAUGGUGACGAUAGGGACGAUGUAAGCACCACUGGGAAGGGUGGAAACAAGAACUUCUCUUCCAAUGAGUCGAUCGUCUCCGAGAUUACUGUUCUCAGUCACACAAUCGACGAUUUGGGGUUGGGAGACGAUGAGUAAACAUCUUUUUACAUGACAUUGAAAGUAUACAUUUACUUUUGCAGAACGAGUGGGCGCACGAGCGCUCUCUGUUCUGCUUUGCAAAAGUUAGAACUGCAUAAUAGAGUUUUGUUACCUGACUCCUACUAGGUGCGAAUUAUUGUUCAUGUAGGCCUCGCGAGAAACGUGUGGGAUAUUCAGACG